AUGAAGGUCUAUCAGCUCGCGGCUUUGCUGUCCUUCAGCACCUACUUGAGCGGAGCAUCCGCUGCGUAUUGCAACAACAGCCCAUCUCUUAUUUGGCAAUGUUUGAGAUCUGACAACUCCAACUCUGGGUACACCGCAUCAUGCUGUCCCGGAGGUAGUUACCAACAAGACGGCGCUUGCUGCACUGAGAAUUGGCAAGCUUUCAAGUCUUGCUGCACUGCGCAUCCUGGUUACUGGGCUGCUAACGGCUAA
Molecule: messenger RNA, 252 nt
Organism: Colletotrichum gloeosporioides
Lineage: Eukaryota; Fungi; Ascomycota; Sordariomycetes; Glomerellales; Glomerellaceae
Exons: 3
Coding region: 1-252 (83 amino acids)
Source: RefSeq, a predicted model, not a curated record